Messenger RNA from Stegodyphus dumicola, 1563 nucleotides. RefSeq lists its product as uncharacterized. The record is from RefSeq and is a predicted model, not a curated record. NCBI's taxonomy places the organism in Eukaryota, Metazoa, Arthropoda, Arachnida, Araneae, Eresidae.
UAAUGAAAUUGAUUUCCUGCGUCGGGAUUAAUUUGGAUAUGAAAACAGUAGUUCUAUUUUUUAAAACCUUAACUUAAAUGGCUUUAGAGCUGUUGUUUUCAUGUCUUUUUUUCUCCUCUGUGAUCGCGCAAAAGAUCAGUGAGCCUAAUUUCUAUGACGAUAAAGACGAUCAACAAAAUCUAGAUUACUUUAGUAAUAUCCAGUCUUACCCUAUAUUUGACCCAGUUUUAGAAGACGAAAAUAGUGAUUUUGAACUAUCAGAUAUUAUUGCUCUGUCUGAAGCGGCUGUCGACUAUGAUAUUGACAUAUACACGAAAGAGCAAAAGCAAUACAUUGUCCAUUUACACAAUUUGUAUAGAUCUAAUCAAACUGAACCUAUUCCCAAAGGCUCUGAUCUGACUUAUAUGGAGUACAAUAACACUUUGGAAUGGACAGCUUAUUUGUAUUUGAAGAAAUGCCAGUUCAAACACGGUUUCUCUGAAAAAGACAACAUGACGACGAAGCAAGGUCAGAAUCUUUACUGGGGUUGGAGUACAGACAUUAAUCGAUAUAUGUGGAUGUAUUAUGAAGAAUAUAAAUGGUAUUUCUUUAAUAAUCUUACAUGCAUGCAACCAUAUCCUCAAUAUAUGUGCGGUCAUUUCACUCAGUUAUUCUGGGCAGAAUCUUUGCAUGUCGGAUGUGCACGAAGAAGUUAUUGUUUCCCCACUAGCAGGAAAAAAAUUAUAGCAAACUGUCAUUACAUUCCUAAAGGAAAUUACCAAGGCCCUGCAUUUGAACCCUACCGCUACGGGUGGCCUUGCACAAGAUGUCGCUUUUCAGAUGGUAAUCUGUGUCAUAAAAAUUUAUGUGUUGACAAAAGAAUUUGCAAGGAAUAUAAACUCGAUUGCAGUUGUCAAACAGCAUGUAAAAAUUGUGUUAAACCUAAUCCGAAAACUUGCAAAUGUGAACCAUGCAAAUAUGGCUGGGAUUACGAAGACUGUUCUUUCCCUUGCAUAGACGCCAUUGAUGCCUCGUCCUUCCCCAGAUUAUGCUAUAAAAAUUCUGAGUACAAAUAUAAUAAAAGUUGUGAUAAACUACCCGGUCUAAAAUGGUGUAGGAAGUUCUGUGGUCGAUGCUUUGCCCUUGAUCUUACGAAAAAAGACAAGCUUUGCUGCGGCGGUAAAAUUUGUGAAAAAUAUUAUGUUCUGGAUGAAAGAACUUGCGAAUGUGUUUUAGAUUGUCCUUCACCAUUGUGUCUUUUCCCACCAUCUACCACUCCAUCUCCUCUUCGAAACGCUGCUUCAGUAAAUGUACCAAUCGGAAACAACUUUAGCAAAAUUUUAUGUUUUAUAAUAACUUCUUCGCUUUUUUUUUAAUUACUUCUAUCUGUUUAUUAAUACUGCAAAUAAUGAUAAUUUGGUAACUGUAUUAAAGUAGCAUUUGAAUUCAAGUGUUUUUCGUUGUUCAAACUUAAUGCAAAGGUAAAUUUGAAUUUCUAUAACUUUCCUGUGAUAUUUUUUUUAAUCUCUGUCUAGUUGAGUACCGAUAUAAUAAUUUUCAUUUAUACUCUAGAUCAGGGAUUCC